Messenger RNA from Nelumbo nucifera (sacred lotus), 1950 nucleotides. Lineage: Eukaryota; Viridiplantae; Streptophyta; Magnoliopsida; Proteales; Nelumbonaceae. The record is from RefSeq and is a predicted model, not a curated record.
AUGGCAGCUUUGCUCAGCUCACCUUCUCAGGGGGAUUUCACCCAGACUAUAAUGUCUUUCUUGCGAAGUUGUAGCUCUCUCAAACAAGCAAAGCAAAUCCAUGCCUGCAUUCUCCGGAAUAAUUUGCCCCAAUAUCUCUACGCCAAACUAUUGCUUUUCUGCACUUCAUCUUCUCCGCCUCUUCCAGGCUGUGCUUUGGACUAUGCCACCCUUGUAUUUGUACAGCUCCAACAGGAGCCAACCAUUUUCAUGUGGAAUACCAUGAUCAGGAGCCACGCCAGAAACGAAGACCCCUUGCGAGCUUUAUCAUUCUACAUUCGGAUGAGGGACCGAUGCGUGGAACCCAAUAACUACACCUUCACCUUCCUCGUCAAGGCUUGCACAACUGACUCGUGUUUGUUUAGCUCAAUCGGCCGUGCUUUCCAUGCCCAGAGCAUUGUGUUCGGAAUUCCAAAUUCAGAUAUACAUCUUUACACCUCCUUGGUUAAUAUGUAUUCCAGUACCGUAGAUGGGGAUAUUGCAGCUGCCAGGAGUUUGUUUGAUAGGAUGAAACACAGGACAACUGCAACAUGGAAUGCUAUGAUUGCUGGGUACGCAAGACAGGGGGAUAUCGAGGCUGCCAAGGAGCUAUUUGACAAAAUGCCCGAUAACGAGGAGCAAUACUUCCAGAGAAGCAAGUUUGGUGAUGUAGGUAGACUGUUCGCUUCAGCACCUGUCAAGACUCUCUCGACUUGGAACUCAAUGAUUGCAGGUUGUGUGAGAGCUUCAAAGCCUGCUGAAGCAUUGGCCAUCUUCCAUCAAAUGCAGCUCGCUUGUGUAAGGCCCAAUGAGGUUACGGUGGUUAGCGUGCUUCCGGCUUGUGCUCAGUUGGGCGCUUUGGAAUCUGGUGAGUGGAUUCACCUUUAUGUGGAAAGAAACAGACUCGACAACAAUAUAUCGGUAUGCAAUGCGAUUAUAGACAUGUACUCCAAGUGUGGUUGCAUUGAAAAAGCAACUGCCAUGUUCAAGGGGAUGAAGAAGCGAAAUGUGGUGUCUUGGAACACGAUGAUCUCCGGGUUGGCAAUUCAUGGACGGGCGGAGGAAGCCAUUGAGCUGUUUACCAAGAUGGAGAGUGAAGGAGUAAUGCCUGAUGAGAUUACUUUUGUGGGACUAUUGAAUGCUUUUGCACAUGCUGGAGUCGUUGACAAAGCAUGGGUUUACUUUCAGAGGAUGCAAAAGAUUUAUGGUAUAGAGCCUAAAAUCGAACACUAUGGAUGCAUGAUCGAUGUUCUAGGGCGUGCUUGCCACUUGGAUGAAGCUCUAAAUCUCAUAAAUCAAAUGUCUAUUGAACCCAAUGCAGUUAUCCUGGGCUCGUUGCUUAGUGCUUGCAGAAACUGCAAUAAUUUAUGUCUAGGAGAGAAGGUAUUGAAGAAACUUGUAGAAUUAGAGCCUCUAAACUCCGGCUACUAUGUAUUGCUAUCAAACAUUUAUGCCUCCGCCCGGCAAUGGAAGGAUGUGAACAGAGUUCGAGAGUGGAUGAAGUGCAGAGGAAUUGAGAAGAUUCCCGGUUGCAGUUCAAUAGAGAUUGACAACACAGUCCACGAGUUCAUUGUAGGUGACAAGACACACUCACAAACCCAAGAUAUUUAUGCAAAACUAGAUGAGAUUUAUCAGAAACUGGAGUCGGCUGGUUAUGUGCCAGAUGCUUCUGUUGUAUUGUUUGAUCUGGACGAGGAGGAGAAAGCUCAAAAUCUUUUAGUCCACAGUGAGAGGUUAGCCAUUGCUUUUGGGCUGCUCAAGUUGAGUACAAACAAACCAAUUCGAGUGGUUAAAAAUCUCCGAGUGUGCAGGGACUGCCACUUAGCCAUAAAACUCAUGUCCCAAGUUUAUGGUCGGGAAAUUGUUCUUAGAGAUUGCAACCGAUUCCAUCACUUCAGAGAUGGUCGGUGCUCUUGUAACGACUUUUGGUAA